Molecule: messenger RNA, 1500 nt
Organism: Silurus meridionalis
Lineage: Eukaryota; Metazoa; Chordata; Actinopteri; Siluriformes; Siluridae
Gene: ubfd1
Product: ubiquitin family domain containing 1
Exons: 7
Coding region: 322-1185 (287 amino acids)
Molecular function (GO): cadherin binding; RNA binding
Source: RefSeq, a predicted model, not a curated record
GAGAAAACCAGAAAACCCGCUUUAAAUUCUAUUCGCGACAGAGCUUUUAGGCGUCUUCCGAGUAUUUGCUUGUAUUCCGUAAUGCGAUACAGAAGGGUCAGGAUCGCGUUCCGUGCAUGUGCUUUGCUCAGCUAGCUAACACGCCUGCUCGAAAACUUGAGCCCUAGCGAGCUGUUGGCGAACUUAAGAAGAACAGCUCUAUUAGCUGUGCUCCGUGUGCCAGAGCAUAUGGGGAUUUAUUUCCAAACCAAAAAUAAAAAUAAAUAAUUUAAAAUACUAAAAAAAGCAGUUACGAGAAAAGGAAGCAUUGGAAGCGAGGGAAUGGAAAUGGAAACCGAAGUCAGUCUGAAAGCAUCCGAAGUGUCAUCUGACGAGGGCAGUAAAGGAGAUGCAGCAGGGCUCAAAGGAGCAGGGCUCGAACAAGCCGUCCUCGCCGACGGGGAAAACUCUUCGCCGUCUGAGGUCUCCGCGGUCAGCAACGGAGAUGACAGCGAUGAGGGGAAGGAGAUGGUGGAAGUGAAAAUUAUUUGGAACAAGAACAAAUACGAUCUUAAAAUACCUUUAGAUGGAACCGGGGCAAAGCUGAAAGAGAGAAUUCACACACUCACUGGUCUUCCACCCGCUAUGCAGAAGGUGAUGUACAAGGGACUGCUACCCGAGGACAAAACGCUUCGCGAAAUAAAAGUUACAAACGGUGCGAAAAUAAUGGUGGUUGGGUCAACAAUAAACGACGUGCUGGCUGUAAAUACACCGAAGGAAGUAAUUCAACAAGAAGUCAAAGCUGAGGAAAACAAAAAAGAGCCGCUGUGCAGACAAAAGCAACAUAGAAAAGUGUUGGACAAAGGAAAACCGGAGGAUGUUAUGCCAACAUUAAAAGGAGUAAAGGAGCGUUUACCAACAGUGCCUUUAUCUGGAAUGUACAACAAAUCUGGAGGAAAAGUACGGCUCACUUUUAAACUGGAACAGGAUCAGCUCUGGAUUGGAACAAAGGAAAGGACAGAAAAAAUCCCAAUGGGAUCCAUCAAAAAUGUUGUGACUGAGCCAAUAGAAGGUCAUGAAGACUACCAUAUGAUGGCAUUUCAGCUGGGUCCGACGGAAGCCUCUCAAUACUGGGUUUACUGGGUGCCUGCACAGUACGUCGAUGCAAUCAAAGACACAGUCCUUGGAAAAUGGCAGUAUUUUUAACGUGCCUCCUGUAUCGACACUGAAGAAUCGGGAUUUAGAGCAAAACAACAACCAUAACUGGACGCUGUUUAAUGAAAAGAACUUUUGAUUAUUUUUUUCCCCAACCAUGUAAAAACUGAAGGAAUUCUGGCGGACAAUUUUUUCCCCCUGGGUUUUAAGUGCACUAAAUGGCAUAAUCCUUUUUUUUUUUUUUUUUUUUUUUUCUCGUCCCUAAAUCAUCUCCUAUUUUAUAGACAACCCCAAGGAUAAGCAAAGAAUUGUACAGAACUUACAAAUACAUGUUAAAAAAAAUAAAAUAUUAUUUAAGGAAAAUGA